Drosophila eugracilis is the source of this 1117-nucleotide messenger RNA. RefSeq lists its product as uncharacterized. The record is from RefSeq and is a predicted model, not a curated record. Gene Ontology annotation, biological process: DNA-templated transcription initiation. Gene Ontology annotation, molecular function: DNA binding; RNA polymerase II general transcription initiation factor activity. Lineage: Eukaryota; Metazoa; Arthropoda; Insecta; Diptera; Drosophilidae.
AUUGAUGAUUAUAAAUAACAAACACCCGGAAAAACAUAGAUCAACGAAUUUUAAAUGGAUUCAUUAUUAAAUAAAUUCACGGGUCUACACCUCCUGGAAGAUGAUGACGAGAAUGAAGAAAAAAGGAUUAACGAACAGCUUAACGUUAAGAUAUCCAAUCUGGAUAAGUUAUUGGAUGAACUUAACAUGACUAAUGAGAACUCUCUAAGAGGGGACUUGGUCAUUAAACCAUCGAUGACAGAGACUGGUUACUCCAAGAAAUAUCCCUAUAAGAACUACUUCAUCAACUGUCCCACAGAAUUCCCGUGGAAAAAGGCCAUGGAGAGCGGUGAGCCUAUGGAAACUGAUUUAGAUAUAGACUAUGAGAAUAUCUUUGAUGACGUUGGUAAUCUCACCAAAAUGGAGAAGCAGCUACAGUUGCUCUACAGACCCUUCACCUGUACUCUGGAGGUCAGUUGCCGAUUCAAUAUGUAUGAGCUAUGCCUGCUGAUGGCCGAUUCUCGAUACGAUCCGUGUAAUCAUCCCUCUGUGGUCAUUAAGGUCACCCAUCCCAGUGCCCAGGUAAAGGUACAUGCUGGUGGGAAAAUUGUUUCCACCGCAUUGAACGCUAAUUCCGCGAGGACUGCACUUUUUAAGGUAGUCAGGAUCCUGCAGGAUCUGGACUAUAAGGCGGACAUGAAGAACUUAAGUAGGAGCAUCGUGAAUGCCUCCUUUAGUAUGCCCUUUAAGAUCAAUCUAGAUUUAAUGAUCAGUCAAUGUGCAGAGGAGGUUACCCAUAACCGGAACCAACGACCCUUCAUUACCUACACCACCGAUGUAGUGGGCGUGAGAUUUGCUGUCUUUCCUACAGGAUACAUAUUGGUCCUUCAUUCCAACAGUCACUUUGAAACGCGUGAGGCCAUAGCUGCGUUUCUUCCAAUUCUCGCAAAAUUCAAGAAUGGUUGUCCCUCGAUAAUGGAAACGAAGGGAUCACUGGUAGGCGAUCUUUCCUACAUGUUGCUCUGGGAAAAGAGAUUGGAGGAGGACAAAGAAGGCUUGUUGCUUUAUUCUUAAAAUAGUGUUUUUAGGUUUCUAUCUUGUUGAAUUUUUGAUGUACAAAUUUAACUAAUUUACUUUU